This is a messenger RNA of Clavispora lusitaniae ATCC 42720, 801 nucleotides long. RefSeq lists its product as uncharacterized. Lineage: Eukaryota; Fungi; Ascomycota; Pichiomycetes; Serinales; Metschnikowiaceae. The record is from RefSeq and is a predicted model, not a curated record.
AUGACAGAAGCUCCCCCACCUUAUUCAACAGGACCAAAGGCCCAAGUGGUCUCCCAUCCUACAGAGGCGUCAAUGUUGUCCGACGACCAAUUGUGGUGUCUUCGUGGGUACGACAUUGUGUACAUUGUGGACGAUAGCACGUCCAUGUCGUGGACAGAAAAACGUUCGGGCAUUGUUCCGUGGCCCCAUGCUAGAGACGCAUUGAUGACGUUUUCAAGCAUUUGUGAAGAAUGGGACGAGGACGGACAAGACCUCUGGUUCCUCAAUCGUGCCGAACCGUUGCUCCAUGCAACCCCAAGACAAAUUGAAGAAGCGUUCAAUAGCAAUUCUCCGCGGGGCGGAACAAAUAUGGGCCGCAAGUUGCUUCAGGUGAUUAGUACUUACUUCAAUGACUACACCCCCAGCUCCAAGCCUUUGAAUAUUGUCGCUAUUACCGAUGGUCAGUUCUCAGAUGACGUCACGAGUACCAUCAAGUGGAUCGACAAAGAACUCGACAAACGGAACGCUUUGCCAAACCAAAUUGGAAUCCAAUUUGUCCAGAUCGGUGCCGAUCCGCAGGCGGAAAAAUGUCUUCGAAUGUUGGAUGACGACUUACAGCACAUGGGCCUUUCGCGAGACUUGGUCGAUACCGUCCCUUGGAUUGCAGACAAGGCUGACGGGAAGAACUUUGACGGCAAAUAUCUUAUCAAAGUUGUGUGCGGAGCGAUCAACAAGCGUCUUGACAAUGACAAUGUUGGAAGGAAAACGAAACCUCCGGUGAAGAAGAGCAAGUUCCGUCGUCUUUUUGGACGCAUGGAUUAG